This is a messenger RNA of Sebastes umbrosus (honeycomb rockfish), 6847 nucleotides long. RefSeq names its product nuclear receptor coactivator 3-like. NCBI's taxonomy places the organism in Eukaryota, Metazoa, Chordata, Actinopteri, Perciformes, Sebastidae. Gene Ontology annotation, molecular function: protein dimerization activity; nuclear receptor binding. Gene Ontology annotation, biological process: positive regulation of transcription by RNA polymerase II; cellular response to hormone stimulus. The record is from RefSeq and is a predicted model, not a curated record. Gene Ontology annotation, cellular component: nucleus.
CUCUGCUCUGCUAUACAAGCUGUGCUCCCUCCUCUCCGCUCACUCUGGGAGUGUUUCGCAUUUAAACAAACACGGUCCUUUUACUGAAGAUGGCGGAGAGUUUUGUAGAGGCGUAAAGAAGAAACUGCUCUACUUCAAUGAAAAGCGUCGAAGCCGGAGAUGUUGAGACAUUGAAGCGACACUAGACCCUGAAUGGAGCUUGACUGGGGCUUGUGCUGGUCAAGGUGCUGAUAUGCGCUGAAGAUGAGUGGCAUAGGAGACAACUCGUUGGAGCCGCUGUGCUCUGGCGACCGCAAACGUAAACUGUCCACCUGUGACACACCGGGCUUAGGGUGUGACAAGCGUCGGAGGGAACAGGAGAGCAAGUACAUUGAGGAGCUGGCUGAGCUCAUCUCUGCCAACCUCUCCAACAUCGACAGCUUCAACGUCAAGCCGGACAAAUGUGCCAUCCUCAAGGAGACCGUGAGACAGAUCAGACAAAUCAAAGAGCAAGGAAAGAGCUCUUGCAGUGAUGACGAUGUCCAGAAGGCGGAUGUGUCUUCCACUGGUCAAGGGGUCAUUGACAAGGACCAUCUGGGACCGCUGCUCCUACAGGCCUUGGACGGCUUUCUCUUUGUGGUCAACCGGGAGGGCAACAUCGUGUUUGUGUCCGACAACGUGACGCAGUACCUGCAGUACAAGCAGGAGGAGCUCAUCAACACCAGCGUGUACAACAUCAUCCAUGACGAGGACAGGGAGGAGUUUCACAAGAAUCUACCCAAGUCUAACGCACCAAAUGGAGCAUCGUGGGGUGGAGAGGCACCUCGGCAGAAGAGCCACACCUUCAACUGUCGUAUGCUGGUGAACUUUGUUCAUGGUCAGGGUCAUGGGUUGUCAGAAGAGAGGCCUGGAGGCCAACGCUAUGAGACCAUGCAGUGUUUUGCCCUCACUCAGCCCCGGGCCAUGAUGGAGGAGGGAGAAGAUUUGCAGUCAUGUAUGAUCUGUGUGGCACGACGCAUCAUUGCAGUAGAGAGGACAGAGAGGUUCAGCACACGCCAUGAACUGACUGGUAAGCUGAUUGAAAUUGAGCAGCAAACCUCUCUCAGCACCACCAUGCGUCCAGGCUGGGAAGACCUGGUGAGGCGCUGCAUGCAGAUGUUCCUCCAUCGAAGUGAGGGACAACCGUGGUCCUACAAACGGCAUUAUCAAGACGCUUUCCGUACUGGCCACGCGGAGACCCCACUCUACCGCUUCUCGCUCUCUGAUGGCACCCCCGUCACAGCCCAGACCAGGAGCGACCUCUGCAGGAAUCCCAGCACCAAUGAACCGCACUCGUUCCUCUCCACACACUUGCUACAAAGGGAGCAGAAUAGUUAUCGUGGAAACCAGGGCGGAGGUAUGAGGCCUCAGAACAUAGGCGUGAACAACCCCAACCAACAGAUGAACGUGGGCCCAGGAGGGGGCAUGGGCAUGAACAGGGGCUACGGCAUGGCAGAGCAGGGCAACAUGCCACAAAGAGGAGUGCCUCCAUACACCGGGGGCAACCGCAUCAAUCCCAUGAACCAGAUGAAUCCCAUGCAUCAGAUGAAUCAAAUGAACUCCAUGCAUCAGAUGAACAACAUGGGUCAAAUGAACCAGAUGAAUCAGAUGAAUUCCAUGCAUCCAACGAACUCCCCAAUGAACUCCAUGAACCAAAUGGGGCCCAUGAAUCAGAUAGGCCACCAUGGCAUGCAUCAGCAGCAGCAGCAUCAGCUGCAGCAGCAGCAGCAGCAGCAGCAUCAGCAGCAGCAGCAUCAGCAGCAGCAGCAGCAGCAACAGCAGCAGCAGCAGCAGCAGCAGCAGCAGCACCAACAUCAUCAGAUGGGUCAGUUCCACGGAAGUGGAGGUGGACCUGGAGGUGGAGGGUACGGGAUGGGAAUGACCAGCCCGCCCCAGGCCAGUCCAGGGAUAAAUGGCCCCCCACACAACGUCAUGGGUUCACCCAGAGUCCGAGGAAGCCCCAAGAUGGGUGCCAGCCCCUUUUCUCCCGGAGGUAUGAACUCUCCCAUGAGCUCCAGUCACCCUGGUAACUCUGGAGGCGGCGGAGGAGGAGGGACCACCUUCUCCAGCAUCUCCUUGAAUGCCCUCCAAGCCAUCAGUGAGGGAGUGGGCAAUCCGAUGCCCUCCCCCCUCACCUCUCCUCCCCCUCACAAGCCUGACAGCUCCCCGAGCAUCAACUCCACCAACCAGGCUGCAGGGGGACCCUGUAAACCAGGCCUCCCAGCUUACUCCGACUCCAAGAGCCCGGGCAGCUCGUCGGGGGCUGGAGGAGAGCAGCAGUCUCUGCAGCAUCCACGCACCCCCACCAGCGAGGGCCCUCCUGACAAGCCAGACAGCCAGGCCAGCAGAGAGGUGGGUCCGGCCGGGGGAGAACCCAACCGACGGGGCCCUGACACCAAGAGCCACAAGAAGCUCCUGCAGCUCCUCACCUCCCCUACGGAUGAGCUGGUGCCCCCUAAUCACACGCCGAGCUCCGGGCCCGGCUCCACGCCCGAGGCUAAAGACGGAACAGCCGGCGUCACCAGCCCCUCCUCAACAGGAGUGUCCUCCUCUACGGGCGGGAAUCAAGGCGCCGUGUCCUCCUCUGGCGGCCCAGGACAUUUAACAAGUCAGUCACUGCAGGAGAAGCACAAGAUCCUCCACAAGCUCUUGCAAAACGGGAACACUCCCGACGAGGUGGCUCGCAUCACAGCCGAGGCCACUGGGAAGAGCAGCCUGGAUUCAGGGGCACCAGAGCCUGGUGCUGCAGCCACUGGAGGGGUUAGGGGGUCUGAAUCAAAGCAGGAGCAGCACAGCCCCAAGAAGGAGAAGCCCCACGCCCUCCUCCACUACCUCCUCAAUAAGGACGACUCUAAAGAAGGUGGUGAUAUCAAGCCAAAGCUGGAGGAGCUGGAGGGGAGAGGAGCUCAGGGGCCAGGGGUUACCAGCUCUGACCCCCACUGCAUGGAUGGGAAGGUCAAGUUGGAGCCAUCUGAUGAGGCGGAGACCCUGGAGACCAUUCUGGGUGUCCCAAGGAACAGCUCUAGCUUCUUCCCUGAACCAGACUCCAGAGCAGGGAAGGAAGUGGGAAACAAACAGGGAAAUAUGCCUGACAGUUUACUUGAUGGGGAGAGAGGCCCCAUGCCCCCAGCUCAGCGUAGUGCCUAUCAAAGAGCCAUGUCCAUGGAGGCCAAGCCCAUGGGUGGAGGAGAGGGAGUAGUAGGAGUUGGGCUAGCCGGGAGAAGGAAUGUCCCCUGUCCCACGCUGGUCAAACAAGAGAAGAUGGAUGCUCCGAUCCGACCUGGGCCCGUUCCCAAUGGCUUUCCAGGGGGCAUGGGUGUGUGUCCACCACGGGGCAAUCCAACAAGAGCUAUGGGCAGAGGAAUGGGAAUGCCUCAGCGGCCUCCCAUGUCAGCGCCAGGGGACUGGGGGAUGUCGAGGUCCAGUGGCAGCCCUGUGGCCGGACCAGGACACCCUGGCAUGGGUCGCUCUGGUCCAAUGGGAGGACCCAUGAUCAACCGGUCCAACAGUGUACCCGGAAAAAACAGGUCUAUGCUGCAGCAGCAGCUCAUGGAUAUGGGUACCAAUGAAGCCAAUAUGGGUAUGAGCCCGUUUGGUGAGCCCUCACCUCGGUCCCCCUCCUGGCCAGUCUCUCCUUUGGGAAUGGACAGACCACAGACUAACACAAACAGGGACCAGUUUGGGCACCCGCUGGAGGAGCUGCUGGGGCCCCUGGUCAACAGCGAGGGCCCGAGUGAUGAACGGGCACUUCUCGACCAGCUGGACUCUCUGCUCAAUACCACUGAUGUCAUUGCUCUGCAGGAGAUAGACCGAGCCCUAGGCAUCCCUGAAAUAGUGGGCCAGAACCAUGGACCUGAAGGCCACCAGCAGGUCCAGGUUCGAGGCCAGGUCCGGCGCCCGCAAUCAGAGCCUUUCCCAGGGCCGGACUCCUCCUUAGGCAUGGACCAAAAACCCAUAUACAGCCAAGGCUACCCUGGGCCCCCCGGGCCCUCCUCUAUGGGCAUGCAGCCCGGUUAUGGUGGCAACACGAUGCAAGGCCAGUCUCCUGGAGGCUUCAGCCCCAUGAUGAAUCAAGUGGGCCAGACGGGGGGCUACCCCGGCAUGACGGGUAUGGGCAACCCCCGCGCAAACAUGAUGCGACCUCGCAUGAUGACUGCCACCAAGCCUCUCCGACUGCAGUUGCAGCAGAGACUGCAAGGACAACAGUUUAUGAACCAGACCCGACAAGUCAUGAAGAUGGAACAUGCCCCCGGAGGGAACCCUGCAAUGCAUUCAAGCAUGCAGCCUGGCAUGCAAGCUGGUAUGCAGCCUGGUAUGCAGCCUGGUAUGCAGCCUGGUAUGCAGCCUGGCAUGCAACCUGGCAUGCAACCUGGCAUGCAACCUGGCAUGCAACCUGCAAACAUGGCCGGACAGCCUGGUUACCUGAACGCUCAGAUGAUGGCUCAGCGCAGCCGGGAGAUGAUGACCAUACAGAUCAGGAGGCAGCGGAUGAUGAUGCUGAUGCAGCAGCAGCAGCAGCAGGGUCAAGGGCAGGCUGCAGCAGCAAGAGGCUUCAGCCCUCCUCCAAAUGUCACCGCACCAGGAGGCAUGGACAGCCCCAUCGGAGGCCCCCCCAUGAACCAGCCUGGACAGCAGGGCUUCAACUAUGGAGGUAACUAUGGGAUGAACCAGCAGGGGGACCCAUCAUUCAUGGCUCCAGGUAGCAGCCCACCAGCAAACAUGAUGCCAGGACGAAUGGGAGGUCCUCCUCAGAACGCCAUGAUGCCAGGGAUGCAGGUCAAUCCACAGGGAGGGCCCAUGUACACGUCUGGAGACAUGAAAGGCUGGCCACAGGGCAGCAUGCCACGCAACAGCACAUACCCCCAGCAACAGUUUCCCCAGCAGGGCAACCAGGGCCAGUUUGCACACAUGAUGAUGAACAACUCCAUGGGUGGACCAGGGCCGGUCAGUGGGGCACCCAGUGCGGGUCAGAUGGGCCAAAUGCCAGGACAGAGGCAGGGCCAGAUGCAGGGCCAGAUGGGCAUGAACCCCAUGGGAAUGGGCAGAAUGCCAAUGGGACCUGAUCAGAAGUAUUGCUGAAGACGUGCGGCUGAAAGCAGAAUCUGUAGCCUUUCAGCUGUGGCAGAGCGGUCUGAGCCCCGAGAAGAGCUGGACCUACACACACACACACACACACACACGCACACAUAGUAGGAGUCCUCCAGCAUAAAACGUGACGGCACAACACACCGCUGAUCCUGGAGGAAGUGGGCUACAAGGACAACUGAAGCCUCACACACUGUUACCCUGUUAAGGUGAUGCACAAACACAAAACACCAGUGUAUGCGGGUGCGUUCACGCGAACGACCUGGAGGCUGUCGGGCAGUAUUCAGCGUCGCGGGCCAGGCUGCAGAACGGGACUAUGGUACAACUAGCUGUGGCUGCACUUUACCUGGAAGCUUCUGUGUGGAACAAAGAUUGAUGCAAUAUUUCUUCAUCAUUACAGCCUUACUAGAGAUUCAAUGCCUUCACAACGAUGGGUUUCUUCUUUUUCUUUCUUAUCCUUUGGAUGCGCCUCAUUCUUGAAGUCGUCGGAAGCUAAAAAGCACAGUUAAAACUAUGUUAUGCAGAUCGGAGCAAUAACUCUCUACGCCUCUAUGCUUUAGACUGUAACUGAGCAUCGUAACACCUGUUAUAAGCAAACAAAUGGUACUGCAGUAUUAGAUGUCUCAAAUGUCCUCUGUGAAUAUGAAUUGUAAAUAUUCUACAAAAUAUAUCAGACAUGCUUUUUAAAGGCCCAUUAUUGCACAAAGUAUGAGACCUGGUUGUAUUUUUGUGUCCCAUAGGUCAAUACUGAUUUGGUUGAUUUGCUUUUUUUUUAUGCCCUUGCAAAUAUUGCAGGUGUGUUUGGGGUUUCCUUCCCUUGUUUGUCAUUUUCUGAAUGCUGUAUUUUUUAAGAUUUUCCUCAUGUAUUCCAUGUUUUAGCGAGCAGUUUUACUUGUGACGAGUAUCUGAUGAGUUGAAGGUUUGAGCUUUCACGCUGUCAGAGAUUUUAUUGGAAAUGAAUUUUGUCAGUCGAUUACAUAAAAUGAUUUUGUUGGGUCGUGUGUGAGCUGUACGGGUUUUAUCUGCAGUACAGUGAGGACGGGAACACGCCCUCCUCAGUGUACCAACAACAAGCCCGGUCCUUGCAGUGUUCUCCCCCUCCUCACCAGCUCUGUCUGUCGAGUGUAUUUUUAUUCACACCAUCUUCUUUUUGACUGUUAUUCUCAACUCGCUGAAUCUACCUUUUCAACGUGCGCAAUCCAAAGAUAUUUUUCCACAUCUCUGUAUAGUUUCUGAGAUUUCUGGUGUACAUUUUUAAUGAUAUGCGUUAUAUUAGUCUGAUGGUAAAUGGGUACAUAUCAUGGAUCUGUAAAAGCAUUUGAUGGUUUUGUACUGUAAAGCGUAAGGAGCUAUACGUUGUUCCACAGCGGGAGGCUGUCGGUGCAGUGCGAAGAGGACUGGAAACCCCCGCAGCAGAACGUUUCUACAUCCAGAAAACAAACAAACAAACGAAGCAUGUUUUGCUGUGAAAGAGAAAUACCAAUGGAAUGAAAUCCACUUCAAGACAUAUCAAUAUCUCUUCUAUCUUUCAGGAAACAACGUCAUUGUAUGUCCAGAUUUUGUUACUUCAGGAAAAAGGAACUUUGUAGAGUUUGAAUGAAGUGCAAAAAAGAUGCAAGAGAUCAUUUGGUUUGUUUUUGUUUUUCUUUGUCUGGAGGUAAGAUAAGCUGUCAUCUUACAGGAUGUAUAUUACAGAUUUUUUCUGUUGUUGAUAUUGAUGUAAAUACAAAUUUCUAUUUAAACA